This is a messenger RNA of Nicotiana tabacum (common tobacco), 1711 nucleotides long. RefSeq names its product xylulose 5-phosphate/phosphate translocator, chloroplastic-like. NCBI's taxonomy places the organism in Eukaryota, Viridiplantae, Streptophyta, Magnoliopsida, Solanales, Solanaceae. Gene Ontology annotation, cellular component: membrane. The record is from RefSeq and is a predicted model, not a curated record. Gene Ontology annotation, biological process: transmembrane transport. Gene Ontology annotation, molecular function: transmembrane transporter activity.
AGAACUUCACUUCACGGAACAAACUGUGAAUCUGUGUGUUCAAACGCAACUGUCAGUGUCCCUAGGUUGUGGUAGGUGGCGGCCAUCAGGUAAACAUUUGAGGAUUUAUUGGUACCUUUGUUGCCCAAACAUCUUGUCCCAUAUCUUUAUUUGCUUUAAAGUUUCUUGCUUUUUUGUGUUCCAUAAUCUGCUUUGUUCAUUCAAAGAUGCUCACUUUAAAUCUUCUUCCAUCCACUAAUGUCACUCUCUCCAAAUCCCUCCUCAACUACUCUUUUGAUCCAAAUCUGGUAAGCAGAAACCAAAAACUGAGAGAUUUGUGCUCUCCUGCUCUCCCUUUCACUAAACCCUCUGGUUCUAGAAAUGGUCACCCUUUUAUGUGUUCUGCAAAUCCCAGCUCUCAGAUCUCUCAUUCAAGAUUGGAUUUUUCCAAAAUCUUGAGACACCCAUUUGGAUUUUCUUCAAGAAAUAAAACUCAGAUUCUUGAAGCAGCCUCUGGAACCCCUGAAGAAGUGAGCCCAGAUGGGGAGAUUGAAGCUUCAAAGCCAAAAGUGAAUGUGAAACUGGCUCUCAUUUUUGGUCUGUGGUACUUUCAGAACAUUGUGUUUAACAUAUAUAACAAGAAGGUAUUGAACAUCUUUCCCUAUCCUUGGCUUCUUGCUUCUUUCCAGCUAUUUUGUGGUUCUAUUUGGAUGUUAGUUCUAUGGUCUUUUAAGCUGCAACCUUGCCCAAAGAUAAACAAAUCAUUUAUCAUUGCCCUUCUUGGACCUGCAUUGUUUCACACCAUAGGCCAUAUCUCAGCUUGUGUUUCAUUCUCUAAAGUGGCUGUUUCUUUCACUCAUGUUAUUAAGUCUGCAGAACCUGUGUUCUCUGUUGUGUUUUCAUCAUUUCUUGGUGAUACAUAUCCUCUAGCUGUAUGGCUUUCAAUUCUUCCUAUUGUCUUUGGUUGCUCUUUGGCUGCUGUUACUGAAGUGUCCUUCAAUUUUGGGGGCUUGUCGGGCGCUAUGAUCAGUAAUGUUGGGUUUGUUCUUCGCAACAUUUAUUCGAAAAGAAGCUUACAGAAUUUUAAGGAAGUGGAUGGUUUGAAUCUGUAUGGUUGGAUAAGUAUAAUCUCAUUGUUUUAUCUAUUUCCAGUAGCAGUGUUUGUGGAAGGUUCCCAAUGGGUGGCAGGUUAUCACAAUGCUCUUGCAACUAUAGGAAAACCUUCUACAUUUUAUAUAUGGGUUCUCUUAUCUGGGAUCUUCUACCAUCUAUAUAACCAAUCUUCUUACCAAGCACUGGAUGAUAUUAGUCCCCUGACGUUUUCAGUGGGUAAUACAAUGAAGAGAGUGGUGGUGAUUGUCGCCACUGUGUUGGUAUUCAGGAAUCCAGUCAGGCCUCUAAAUGCACUUGGAUCCGCUAUUGCCAUAUUUGGAACUUUCUUGUACACACAGGCAACGGCUAAAAAGCCAAAGAAAGAGGCAGUGGAAAAGAAGGACUAAGAUGUUGGUUGUUUCUGUAGGACACAGACACUUUUGAUCGAUGGCAUAUUGAAUUUUUCUUAUUUCAAAACAGAAACUUUAUCAAUCCCAGGAGUUUCUUGUCUGAUGUAUGCCUCCUUUUCACUGUACUGCUCUUUUCUUUCUAUGUUUUAUCUAGUUUCUUAUACUUGAGUUUAUCUCUCUGAAACAUUGGCGAUGAUGUUCCAAAUCGAUUUUGAUUGAGUUUAGGUGGA